Cyprinodon tularosa is the source of this 2300-nucleotide messenger RNA. It is a transcript of the gene nphs2, whose product is annotated as NPHS2 stomatin family member, podocin. The transcript is spliced from 7 exons. Gene Ontology annotation, cellular component: plasma membrane. Bases 171 to 1295 code for a protein of 374 amino acids. The record is from RefSeq and is a predicted model, not a curated record. NCBI's taxonomy places the organism in Eukaryota, Metazoa, Chordata, Actinopteri, Cyprinodontiformes, Cyprinodontidae.
GAGCGACACCUCAGAGCUGAGCUCUUUUAGGCUCAGUGGAACCAAUCUUCAGCAGUUCAGUUCCAACGAUUCUUCUGCGUUCAUGUCAGGAAAGCAGUGCUGACCCAUCAUAAGGAAACAGCUCCACAUCUGUCACUCAUACAGUGGUUACAGCUGAAUUUCCAGCAGGUAUGGAGAAACCUCCUACCAUUAAAUCGAUCCACAGAUCCAGAAUGACACAGCGUAAAGAGGGGGAGAAUAGAGCUUCAGCGAUUUCAAGAGAUCCAGAUCAGAGACGGGCAAAGUCAGGCCACCACACUGGAGCUCCAUCAACCAGGAAGGAGAAGAGGCAGAUGGAGAAGCCAGAGACAAACCAGGAGAAGAGGAAGGAGGAGAAGGAGGAGGUUAUGGCCAAAUCUACUGUGGUGGACAUAGACCGCGUUAGAGAUAACGAGGUCCAGGAGGAGAACAUGGGGCUGUUGGAAGCAGCGGAGCAGGAGGAUGGUCUAAAGCGUAAGAGCCUGGGACCAUUUGAGUGGCUGCUGAUGGUGUUUGUCCUGACUCUGGUUCUCCUCUUCCUUCCUCUUUCCAUCUGGUUCUGCAUUAAGGUCAUCCGAGAGCACGAGAGAGCUGUGAUCUUCAGACUUGGUCAUCUAUUGCGAGGAAAACCCAAGGGACCAGGCCUGCUUUUCUACCUUCCAGUCCUUGACAUCUGUCACAUAGUUGAUAUUCGGCUCCGGAUGUUAAAGGUUCCUCCUCAUGUGGUGGUGACCAAGGACCUAGCAAGGCCAGAGCUGAGCGCGGUGUGUUAUUACCAGAUAGAGAAUGUGGCUCUAUGCAGUGCAGCUCUAUCCAGCCUGACCUUGGUUCUGCAGAGUCUGGUUCAGGCAGCUAUCAGAGACGUUUUUGCCCAGUAUAGUUUCAGUCACAUCCUGCGGUCCAGGCGGAGGAUUGGAGGACAGAUAAAAACAGCUCUGGACUCUGUUACUUGUCGCUGGGGAAUCAAAGUGGAGAGAGUGGACAUAGAUGACCUCAGUUUUCCUUUGGAGCUACAACAGAGUCUGGCUGCAGAUACUGAGGCUAAGAGACAACAGCAGGUCAGACAGGUAAAGGCAUCAGAAGGGGAGACAGCUGUCUGGGAAGGCUUUAGAGCCUCCCUCCGUCACCUCCAGCCUGCCUUGGUCCUUCCUCUGCCUCCAGAUCUCCUCAACAUAAACCCUGAGCUCACCUCUCUCCCACCACCUCCCCCACCUGCGUCGGAUGAGGACGAAGGUUUGAUGUUGGCGAAGCCAGAGACAGACUCACCAAUGAUAUGAAAAACCAAUGACAUUUAAUUUAUGUCUUGAUCAAAACACUUAUAAAUUAAGUAGAUAUAUCAAAUUAUGCUAAUAUUCUAGUUUAAAUGAAAGCUGAAUUCAGUGAGCACAACAAUAAUAAGCUUUAUUACUAAAGAAAAUAUGUUAAAAAAAAUUGUAUUAUUUGUGACGCUAUGUGUAAGAAUUAUCAGGAAAAAAAGCAUUAAACACUAAAAUCCAUGGAACAGAAAAGAAAUACCAGAAUAUAAGCAUAUUUUUUUUUGUCAAAAAAGUAGGUUGUCUGCCUCAGUUAAUUUUAAUUUAAUGCUUUCAAAUCCAGGCCUCUAAUGUCAAUUAAUUAUAAAGAAACUAUUGAACAGAAGUAUUUGAAUUUUAACACAUUUAGCGUCACUGUGAGAGACCUUAUGCACAAUUGUAUAAUCGCUCCAGAUCACUGCAAUAUGAAACAUAUUUAUAAUUUCAUAAGAAGGAAACAAAACUGUCAGGACUUUAAAGAAUAUCUACAUAAACUUUAUUUUCAGCAGGCUUUUUAAAGGGUUAAAAGAUGCCAUAGCAAGCAUGUCACCAGUGUAAAAGGUAACUUGAAGUAAAUCUUUGUAUAACAGUGAGACGAUGAAAGAAAACGCAGACUAUAAAUGUUUAUUUCUCUGAGGUUCUAAUGAGGUUUUUUUUUCAAAGUUUUUUUCUUUUUAUUGUUGAAUUAUUGUUCUAAAACGUGUGGGAUAGAACCUAUAACCGAUUCUACUUUAAAACUCUGCUAAAUACAACAAAAUAAAUCACCAUAAACACAUAUUGGAGGAUAAGUUUUGAUCACAUGUCAGAUCACGGUUUCUUGGUCUUUUUUGUUGUGCUUGAUGGUUUGGCUUCACCUAUAGAUGGAUUUGGGGAAGCUGCUGUUGGAACUGAUGGGGCUGAAAGAGAUGGAGGUGUCUGUAUCUCUGAAACAGAAAAUAAUGGCAUUGUAACCUUUGAUGAUCCUCUUUUUAUUAAAUGAUGAAGCAACAA